Molecule: messenger RNA, 423 nt
Organism: Pseudogymnoascus destructans
Lineage: Eukaryota; Fungi; Ascomycota; Leotiomycetes; Thelebolales; Thelebolaceae
Exons: 1
Coding region: 1-423 (140 amino acids)
Source: RefSeq, a predicted model, not a curated record
AUGGCUGGAGAUGAUACUGGAUCAAAUGUUGGAUUGAAGGGGAAGGUUGCUACUGAACCUACCAUCGAAACCCCACAGGCUCACCCUUCAGAUAAAUUGAAGAUUGCAUUCCCAGACACCUUUCAUGGUGAUCGCAAGAAGCUUAAGAGCUUCAUCAUCCAGACGGAGCUAUGGAUGGCGUUUAACGCCAAACACUUCAACAAAGAAGUGGAACAGGUCCUAUGGGCUGUGGCACUCUUUCGAGGACCAGCCUCAGAAUGGAUCUCUAACUACCUCGCCGACUACAUGAACCAUCAAACACCCGACGGAAAAUGCAACACCUUAGCUAGCCAAGGAACGAAGGAAAUUUUUGUAUCCUGGAACGGAUUCGUCAAAACGCGCUCAAAGAUUUGGAGACUGUUGACUGUCGAAUACGAUGGCUGA